AUGUCUAAACGACCAAUCUACAUCGUCUCCUGCACCGUCCCCUCAUCGCCCUCUCAAUGGGGCCUCUGGAUUCCCCGACUCUCUACAGAAACCUCCACCGAACAGCCCGUAGGAAAAAUCAUCCACGUAGCCGAAGAUCUAAUCGAAGGUUACCAACUCGAAAUCAUCAGAAACUACAACAUCAACUGGCCUACAGGUGGUAGAUCUAUUAAUUUCCUAGGCUUCACUAAUGAGAGAAAUAUCGUAGAUGGUCCCGACUCAGCAGGUGUGGUGUUCGAUACCAAGGCUAGAGACUUUAUUGAGAUUUAUGCUGCUGGCGUUGCGGUUCCUGCUCCUACUCUGAGACCCAGGGCGAGUAUGAGUUCGCAGAGUUCAGGUAGUAGUGAUUCUGAUCUGGAAGGGCUAGUACGUCCUCAAUGGGUUCAGAGCGAAAAUUGCCAGACUUGGGUUCACUGGGGCGUAUUCCCACAAUUGAACAAUAAUGUUCUCUCUGCCAUUCCCCUCGCCAACGACAUUCCGUGUUCCGUAUUAUUUGUUAUUUGCGCACAAGAUCAAAUGGCUAGCGAUGAAGUACGCAGCGGACCUUACCUGUUACCAUCACUCCUCCCGUCAGAUGAAAACAUAAGCUUCUUCGAGACAAAGUUUUUCGCUGACGGCCACCAAUACCUACCAACACCAGCUGAGGUUCGGCUUGCCGCUGGGAAGCAGGAAAAUCCCAUUCGACCGCCGCCUGUGGUCUUUCCUUCACUAAAACUUAUCGUCAAGUAUGGUUAUGCGAUCAAAAUUAGCGAAGUUCCGGAGGUGUAUGGUUGGCGUACAGACGAAGGACAAACAUUCAUAUACAUGGAAAACAUCGAUGCACGGACGUUGGAGACAGAGUGGCCAGGACUAGAUGUGGAAGAAAAAUAUGAGAUAUGUGUGCAGUUACGCUUCAUUAUUGAUGAAUUGCGUCAACUUCGACAGGACCCUUCUAAUACGUUCAUUGGAAGAAUCAACCAAACGCCCUUAGGGGAUGUCAUUUUUGACUCUUGCAGGGCACUCACUGGUUACUUCUCAGAACUUCCUUCCUUUCACGACUGGUUUUCAGGUGUCAAGAUGCCAGAACCGGGAUCUAUUGACUCAGACCCCUGGCGACCUCACCUGUUAGAUGACGCAUCCAUCGUGUUUACUCACGCAGAUUUACAUCGCAGUAACAUCCUGAUGUCUUGGAAUGAGGAUGGUACACCCAAAGUGGCUGCGAUCGUUGACUGGCAUCAAUCUGGAUGGUAUCCUGCGCCGUGGGAAUUCUAUAAGACGAGGUGGACUGCCAGGUUUCAGGAGCAGUGGGAUUUGAUUGAUAUACUUGAGUUCUUACAGGCAUAUAGAGGAUAUAUACCGUGGGAUUACUUUGUGCUUAAGAGGGGUUGCUAG
This is a messenger RNA of Glarea lozoyensis ATCC 20868, 1410 nucleotides long. RefSeq names its product Protein kinase-like (PK-like). NCBI's taxonomy places the organism in Eukaryota, Fungi, Ascomycota, Leotiomycetes, Helotiales, Helotiaceae. The record is from RefSeq and is a predicted model, not a curated record. The transcript has 4 exons. The coding region runs from base 1 to 1410 and encodes 469 amino acids.